Messenger RNA from Paramecium tetraurelia, 1291 nucleotides. RefSeq lists its product as uncharacterized. The record is from RefSeq and is a predicted model, not a curated record. The transcript is spliced from 2 exons. NCBI's taxonomy places the organism in Eukaryota, Ciliophora, Oligohymenophorea, Peniculida, Parameciidae. Gene Ontology annotation, biological process: phenylacetate catabolic process; fatty acid beta-oxidation. Gene Ontology annotation, cellular component: peroxisome. Gene Ontology annotation, molecular function: acetyl-CoA C-acyltransferase activity.
AUGAAUAGAAUCCAACAUCUUAGUACUUAAGUAAACAAUUGUACUCCUGUGCCAGCCAAAAGUGACAACGAUGUAGUCAUCUGUGGGGCUGUGAGAACUCCUUUGACUAAAGCCAAAAAGGGCUUAUUAAGGGACACUCCUCCAGAAGUAUUGCUGAGCACUGCAUUCGCAGGAUUGUUGUAGAGAACAAAGGUUGAUCCAAAGUUGAUCCAAGACAUUGUGGUUGGUAAUGUGAAUCAACCUGGCAGUGGUGCUAUAACAUCUAAGAUGGCUGCCUUCUUAGCAGGGUUUCCAGACACCACUUGUUUGACAGCCAUAAAUAGAUUCUGUUCUUCUGGAAUAGAAGCCUGUGCUGUGAUUGCUGCUAAAAUUAGAACUGGUAUGUUGGAUAUUGGAAUUGGUGCUGGAGUUGAACAGAUGUCUAUGUAUGAUAUGUAAAGUCAAAUGAAUGCUGAGUUAUUAAGUGAUGCUAUUUUUGAUCAUCCAUGUGCGAGAGAUUGUCUCUUGGGAAUGGGAUAGACAUCAGAAAAUGUAGCUGCACAAUUUGGAAUCACCAGAUUAUAAUAAGACAAAUUUGCUUAUGAAUCUUAAUAAAAGGCUUACAAGGCUCAAUCUGAAGGAUUGUAUAAGGAUGAGAUUAUCCCUGUCAAAACAACAAUUAAGGAUGGUGAAAAGACAAAGGAAGUUACUGUGACAGAAGAUGAUGGUAUUAGAAAGGAGACUACUCUUGAAGGUUUAGGCAAAUUGAAACCUGCCUUUGGUAAGGAUGGAUCCACAACUGCUGGUAAUUCCUCAUAAGUUACUGAUGGUGCAGCUGCAGUCCUAUUAGCAAGAAGAUCUGUAGCCAAAAAAUUAGGAUUACCAAUCCUUGGAAGAUUCCUUGAUUACACCGUUGCUGGAGUACCACCAGGCAUUAUGGGUAUUGGUCCAGCUGCAGCUAUUCCUUAAUUAUUACAAAGAAACUCCUUGAAGCCUAAUGAUAUCUGCAUCUAUGAAAUUAAUGAGGCCUUUGCAAGUCAAUCUGUAUACUGUGUAGAAAAGAUUGGCAUUGACCCAACUCGAGUCAAUCCAAAAGGUGGUGCCAUAGCAUUAGGACAUCCCUUAGGAUGCACUGGAGCCAGACAAGUCGCCACUUUAUUACCAGAAAUGAAGAGAAAGAAGGCUAAGUAUGGUGUCAUUUCUAUGUGUAUUGCUACAGGUAUGGGUGCAGCAGCUCUAAUUGAGAAUGAAUAAAACUGAGUUUAUCAUUUAAUCAAUUUAUUUUACAAUGCUGAUUUUAGAUUAAAUAAAA